UUAAACAGGAGCAAUGAAAAAAAUAUCAUAUACAUGUUUUUAUUUCAGUAAGACUGCAAAAAUAAUAUUACCAAAGUAAAAUGAGUUCUAAACUAUUAGUAGUAACUAUUCAGUUUAUUGUCGUUUUGUUGAUAUUUGUGGCAGUCAAUGGUGUAACAACAAACUAUACAGGAGCAUUUUGUAAAGUAGCCUUUGAAGACGAGAAAGAUGGUCAAAGUAGAGUCAAUACAUCUGCGAAACUUUUACAUAUUACACUGGACUUUAAAAACACGACGACCAUGUUAGUUCUACAAGAUACCAUUACUCUAUAUAAUCCACACGAAUGGAUUAUAACAUCGGGGACAUAUGGAAGUGGAUUGUUACAAUUAAGAUCUAUCUAUGAAAUCCUUUCAUUAAAAUCAUUAAGUGUGCACACAAGAAGAAACAACAUUAAAUUAAAACAAUUUCCCCAUGACUGCUUGCAAGGAAUGAACGCAUCAGAAUUCGAAUUAAUUAUACGGAUGUUCUUGCUUCAACAUAUUGGUACAAAUGAAGAGGUCUGCAAUAUCCAUAUCCUGGACGACUCCGGAUUUGCGGAAUUCGAUCAUGAAUGCUGUUCUUUAGGUGCGGACACGGUUGAGUGCUAUGUCGUUAGGAAGAAUUUACCGAUGCGAAUGAUUGACAUUUGCUCUUAUAUAGUUGUCGUUCUCGUUAUCCUGUACUGUCCCCUUCUGAUACCGUCUUCUUUAUACAAAAGAAAGCUAGAGUUCAUCCAUCGUCUAGCUGAACCAUUGAGAAUUAGAUGUAAAAAGACGGGAACUGACCUUACGUGGAGACAGAAUGGUUUAAGAAGUCUUGUGUAUCUGGCAAGAUUUGUUAAAAAUAAACCAGAGGAAGACGAAGAUAAGAUUGUCUCAGAAUAUACAUUCGGGAAAUAUUUUCAAAGUACUUUGGAGAAAAUGUCUCGUAAUGGGUUUUACGAAAUUGUCAUAAGUCAAUUGCAUUUCAAGGUAAAACACAGAGAGAUAAUUUCCGAAAGUAAAAUUGAAACUGGAUUAUUACACAUUUGUUAUAAUUUAUUCAUCAAAUGUGGACGAAGAAAGAAAUAUGAUAGAAAUAUUUGGAUUAAGAAAAAUCCAUAUAACUGUUGCUAUCGAAAUGUACUCGGUUGUUUUAGGCCGUUCGGAAAGGAAUACCCUUGGUACAAAUGCUUACGCGUCUUUAUGCAUAUCGUUCUCGCGGCAGUUGUCUGCUCCCCAUGGGUGUUCCGAAUAUGUGUCUAUUACCUCUACGAAUAUUCACUAAGAAAUGAACGUCUUAAAGCGGCAGAAAAGAGGAAUUUGAAGUUAAGACUACACGAAAAUUUGAUGUUCUAUCUUACACCUAUUCACGUACUAUUUAUAGCUUGCUAUGUCAUACUGGCGUUAGAAUGGAUUUCCUUCAGAUUUAUGAGUAAAAAUGUCAAAUAUUUGACAAAGGAGAUGUUGCAAAUAUGCUUUCAUGGAAUGAAUGACUCAGCAAAAAUGAAAAAGGUUUUCUUUUGGGCAAUCAAUACGCUGAGUAUCCCAAUUAAAAGCUGUGGUAUUUUCGGAUUUUUUCUAGGCGUGAUAUUUUGGCCAAUCACAUUGCCAUACGUUGUAAUUGUCGUCUGCUAUCACAUAUUCCCCACAAUCAGACUAUGUGUUUCGUUGUUUUGGAUAAUCGUAUUCGAUACCAUUCCGGAUUUUCGAUCUUGCAGCGUCAGCAUAAAACAACACCGGUUCCCACUGUUAACAUUCUUUACAGAUCCGAUUCAGAACACAUUUGAUAUAGGAUAUAUUGAAUAUCGUAAAAGUCGAGGGAAAAUCAUAAGAUUCGUACAAAUACUGUUCUCCAUUUUAGCAGUUUGCUCUAUUGGUUUAAUAACGAUAGAGUGCGUAGUUUUCCUAAUCGAUGUUGCGGUGUAUACAAUGAUUGGCCUUAUUUUAAACUCAUCCCAUGCGAUGCAAUUAGUUUCUGCCUUUUCUAUCGCCUGGUUUUACUUCCAAAAAUGCUUUGAAGGGAAUAGUGGUAUAUAUUUGAAAUAUACGAAGGUGAUUUUGCGCAUAUUACAAAACGAAAACAAAGACGAGUUACAACUGGUGGCUGAUCUUGAUUCUACCCACCAGACUAAUACAGCAUUCCUGGUCAAACAUGCUAAAUGCAAUGCGGAAUUUUUCGUCAAUAAUAAUAGAAAGCCCAUGUUGACAACGAAAGGCGUAGUAUUACUUCUGGAUAAGUAUGACAACCUAUAUAUAGAACGAGCAUUUUUCCGGAAGGCUUGUCAGAUUGAUCACCCAUCCUGUCCGGGUCCGGUGCAUGAACAGAUUAUGAAAUCAUUCCGACGUUUUAUGUCCAUAGUUAUGUUCCUGAUCUUUGUGACGCUUAUAGUGCUGGCAUUUGGUGAAACAUACAGCAUUUCUAUUUCAAACCAGCUCCUAGCCACCAUUGCUGGUGGCUUCGUGCCAUGGGUCCUAAUGAAAUCUGACAUUUUGUUUAAAAAUCCAGUUGAACCUGAUUUUGAUCAGUUAUCCGAAAACAUUUGUUUUCAAUCAAGACUUAAAGAAAAGAUAAACAACGACGAGGAAACAUGGCGGAUUUCCGAUAUGGAAGUAGAAAGUAUAAGAGAAAUACAAGCCACUGACAAAAUCGACUUAAUCGUUAAAAUACCACAGUCUGGUAUGCGAACUGCGCUUUAGCAAAUUGUUAACUCUUUCGCUACUUAAAUUUAGCUAUUUAUAAUUUAACAUUAUCCAUAGGUUUUGAUGAUUCAGACAUGACUUGCAGACAAGCUUUUUCUUGAUGUUUGUUCUUAAAGAUAAAAAAAAGAUGGUCCAAUUUCCCUUACAAAUUUUUUUCUCAACAACUAAGUAUAAACUUCUCAAUCACAUUUUGAAAGCGUAUGGUGUUAAAGAGGAUACUACCAGCUGAAAACUUUUAGUAUUUUUGAUU
Molecule: messenger RNA, 2949 nt
Organism: Mytilus trossulus (common blue mussel)
Lineage: Eukaryota; Metazoa; Mollusca; Bivalvia; Mytilida; Mytilidae
Exons: 2
Coding region: 81-2696 (871 amino acids)
Source: RefSeq, a predicted model, not a curated record